AUGGCGUUGAACUAUUCACAACGGCCAAUAUUUGCGGCACAUAUUUCAGAAGAUAAUUUGGUAUCGCCCUUGAGGAUUUUGAAUGGGUAUCUUGCGGACGAUAUUCCUGAGAAGAAUGGGGAAGGUUACUCAAGGGCAUGCUGUAAGUGCCAAGGAGAAGCUGAGGAGUGGAACUUCAACUGUGGCAGGGAUAGAGUUGAUCUAUGCAGCUCAACAGAGUCGACGGCCAAGGACAUUGUUGACCUUUUGCCGUCUGACCCAUUUGGGAUGGAUAUAGAAACUACCGUCACGGCGAUCACGGGAUGGCUCGAGGACUUGGAGUUUGAUUAUCAAGGAUACAUGAGGAACAACAAUCAUGAAGAUUAUGGCUUGUUCGCUGGAUGGAAUUUGAUUUGGAAUAAUGCUAUGAAGUUCCAACCUCUUUCAAACAAUGCUCAAUCUGAUGAGAAACUGAAUGUUGGUACCCAACAUUUUCCUAGCGAUCUUCAGGUUUAUGAGAAACCAGAUGAGAGUAUCCAUUCUUUUACUAGCGGUAUUCAAUUUGACGAGAAAUUGAAUGUCUGCUAUCCGGCUAAUCUAUAUAGGGAGGAGAGAGGAAUGUGUGGUUCUUUUACCCAAUAUGAGCUUGAGUUUCUAUCGGCCCAGAAUAUGAGGGACAUUGUGGGCCACGGCAAUGAGGGUGCUAGUAGCAGUUCUGAACUUCAGUUUGGAGGGGAAGUUGAGGGCGCAGUGGCAAAUCUAUAUAGGGAGGGGAGAGCAAUGGGGGGUGCCUUAGCCCAAUAUGAGCUUGGGUUUCUACUGGCCCACAAUAUGAGGGACAUUGUUGGCGUUGGCGAUGAGGUCGCUAGUAGCAGUUCUGAACUUGAGUUAGGAGGGGAAGUUGAAGGUGCAGUGAAUUGUGUCAAGGAUGAAGGAGCACCCCAUGAAGCUUUGGCCUUUGCUCUUAGUUAUCUGGGAGUGAAAGACCUUCUAUCUGUGCAAAGGGUAUGCAGGUCCUUCUGUUCCACAGUUCGAGGUGAUCCCCUGUUGUGGAUGAGUAUCCACAUUGAUCGACCACUUAAUGAGAGGGUCACGGAUGAUGUGCUCGUGCAAUUGGCUAGUAGGGCUCAAGGAAAUCUGCAAUGCCUGAGCUUGGUGCAGUGCCCGAGGAUCACUGAUGAUGGUUUGAGGCGUGUACUUGCAGCCAAUCCGCGAUUGACUAAGCUGUCUGUUCCUGGUUGUACACGGCUCACUAUUGAAGGUAUCCUGAAUAAUCUGAAGGAAUAUAACUCUAAUACAGCUGUCCCAGGUAUAAAGCACCUGAGAAUUGGUGGGAUAUAUGGCAUGACAUAUGAACAUUUUGAAGAGUUGAAGUUGCUACUUGGUUAUGAUACCGACAAGCUCGAAAAUAAACACAGGCCACAUUUCUAUGGUCGAGGAAGAUUUUAUCUUCCUUCUGAUGAUGACCGUGCAAUUGAUAUUGAAACAUGCCCAAGAUGUGAGAAACUGAGGUUGGUUUAUGAUUGUCCAGCCGCAGGUUGUCAGAUUAAAGAUCCAGCUACUAAAGCCUGCAGGGCAUGCACACUCUGUAUAGUGAGGUGUGCUCAGUGCGGCAGGUGUAUUAAUGACACAGAAUACGAAGAAACAUUCUGUCUGGAAUUGCUUUGCUCGGAUUGUUUUAAGCAGUUGAAUAAGUAUCAAGAUCGGCUGGACGAGGAGGUUGAUACCCCCGGGGAUGGAGCUCUACACAAGCCCAACUUCUGUCUUUAUGGAUAG
This is a messenger RNA of Fraxinus pennsylvanica, 1755 nucleotides long. The record is from the annotation of a GenBank genome assembly. NCBI's taxonomy places the organism in Eukaryota, Viridiplantae, Streptophyta, Magnoliopsida, Lamiales, Oleaceae.